Messenger RNA from Prorocentrum cordatum, 1335 nucleotides. NCBI's taxonomy places the organism in Eukaryota, Dinophyceae, Prorocentrales, Prorocentraceae. The record is from the annotation of a GenBank genome assembly.
AUGGGCCCCGUCGGCAUGCAGGUGCUGCUUGCCGCGCUCGUCUUCGGGGCGGCGGCGUGGCCAGGCGACGACGGCUUUCUGUACGUCUCCGGAGGCCCAGGCGAGCUGAGCACGACCUACAAGAUAGAGAGGGCGGGGCCGCCUGGCGCCGCCGUCGUGGAGGAGGGAGACAGCGUCUCCAUGCACGCGGUGGGCAGGUCGGCGGACGAGCUCGCCGAGCCGUGCUUGCAGAGGUCGGCGAACGCCCACGAGGUCGAGACCCUGAGCCCAUCGCUGCCAGCCGCCACCCUGCGCAGGGUGCGCAUCGUCCCGCGCCGGAACCAGAUCAGGGCCAUCGACGAGGGAGACGAUAAGUUCGACAUAAUCAUGUCUUCGCUGCAAGGGAUGUCAGUCCAAGUUGCUUCCUCGGCCAAUGACCUUUCCAAGGUUAAGUCCCAGAUGGAGCUCACCCAGAUGCGUUGUGACCAGCUUACCACUCAUAUGACCACGAUGGGCAACGACAUUCAUUCGCGAUUCUGCCAGCUUGAAGGGGAGCACAGUUUGGCAUGCCCAUCGCUGCAGGAACGCAUGACGUUUGUCGAGAGAUUGGUUUCCGAGAUGGACAGCACCCCGACCCCGCACUCCUCAUCGGACACGCCGAUGGACGCCUCGGUCCAGGAUAAGAUCCAGGCCAUCGAGGCCAGGAUCGAGCAGCUCUCGAGGCCACCGUCUGACGCUCGCUCGUCUGCCAGUGAUCCAUCUUUGGCAACGGAGCGGAGCCAAGAGAACAACGCAAAGUUGCUCAUGCUUGGGUUUCCUCGGAGGGUGCUCGCGACCACGUUACGUAGUGUUGGUGAGGCCGCCCGUCAGCAGUUCGCCCCGACACACACCUACCAGAAGAUCACGAUCAAGGCCUUCGACCUCGCGCGCAAGGUGGCUCUCCACUUCGAGUCGGCCUCUGCUGCGAGUGAUUUCUUGACCCAGUUUGGGUCUGCGGGAGUUCUCACUCACCCCGACCCUCUUUCGUCUACGCCAUUGUCGCUCCGCAUCCGCCGCGACAUCGACGCGAAGCAUCGGCAGCUCUUCCUAUCCAUGGGCAAAGUUAGGGCGGCCAUGCCGGACCUUCUCAGGACUCGCGGCUACGAGGUCAACAGCAACGGCCUUGGCGGAUGCAUCUACACGCUAAAGCAGGCUAGUGACCCCAUCAUUUUGGCGCAGCUGCGCACGUCCGAGGAUGGUGCUAAGGUUGAGAUGGAGCUCGAGCUGGACGCCCUCCGCGAGUUCGGCAUCUCCCAGCGCGCUGACGCUUUCCGCGGUGCGGCCUCUGUCCAGCUUCGGACGCCCUUUCGGCGCUGA